CCAUAUGUCCAGCCCCCAACUCUGAUGUCACGGCUAGAGAGGGAAAGCGACAGAGAGACAGGGAGAGAGUGGACCAGCAGCCUUCAUCUGAGCUCACUCUAUCACACACACACAGCCACUCCCACACAGACGCUCACAUCCUCAGACCAACUCCACACACAGUAUCCUCGCCCAAACACUCUCCACCACGGGAUCCACAGCACUCCCACGUCAACAGAUACACCUGCUCUCUCUCUCUCGCCCUCCCUCUCUCUCCCUCACUUUUCAUCUACACACAGCAAGCGUCCCGAUGCGCUGCGUGCCGGGGUAGUGAUGUGUAACUCAGGCAGCUGGCCGGCUUGAGACACACUAAGAAGAAGGAGUUCCAGGGAGGAGGGAUCUAUCCAGCGGACAUAAGAGCCAGGAGUGGGAGGUGCUCUCGCCCAUCUCCCCCCGUCUCCCCGGUAGCAGCAGAUGUGACAGGAGAGGCGAUAUCACACCACCCUGCCUCUCCAUCUGGGAGAACAAUACCCAUCAAUACCCUCUAACAUCAAGCCUCUAACAGGAAGGGGCUGCCUUUGUCCCUCUCUCCAGGCGCUCGGAGCACCGGAGCCCUGACUCUCUGUCUCUCUCUGGCUCUCUGGCUGUUUCACCUUCGGUGGGGGAGGGAAAGCAUCUCUCCGUCUCCCUCUCUCCAAUCUCAGCGCGGUCUCCUUCAGUACUUGGAGAGCUCCUGAGCAAGGCUCUCCUGGGCCGUGUCAGCGUGUGUGUUAGCUCUGUGCAUUGCUGUGUUCGGGAGAUACUUCAGUGAGUGUAAAGAUGCAGCCGAGCCCCGUCUCUCUCCAGAGGGGUCCCUGUGGGUCCACCGCCGCGCUGGGCGGGCAGCGCGAGGAGAAGGAGCUCUUUGAGAAGUUCUGGAGGGGGACCUUCCAGGCGGUGACCAAGCCCCGGCCAGGGAGCGUCAUCAUGGCCAGCAUCACCUCCCGCAGGAGGGUGGCAGCCUCAGAGACGACUGAAGGCCAGCCACCGCUGCAGACCGAUGGAGGGCCAGCGUACGCCUCAGACCAAAGGGACCAGAGGGUGGAGGUGGGGGAGAGGGACGGCUGCCUGCGACACAAGGGCCACAAGCACAGGGGCCACCGAAGAGUCAGGAGUCUCUCGUUGGACCAGGUCGUCUCUCCCCGACACUCAGCCAAAGGAAAGAAGAAGAAGAGAAAGUCUGAGAGAAAAAGGAAGAGGAAAAGGUCUCCCUCCUACAGUCUGUCACCGCCCAGGAAGAAGAAGAAGAGCAAGAAGAGCUCAAAGAGGAGCAAGCGGCAUCGGUAUUCAUACAAAAAGUCCAAACACGGUUCAUCCAGUUUGAGGCAUAAGAAGAAGGAUGAGCGCAAGCACAAGAAAAGCUCACGGAGUCGACCCCACCGGAGACACCGUCACCGGAGGUCUGAGUCCGACAGUUCGUCCUGGCGGUCAUCUGCAGAGAGCAGGUAUCAUCUACAUGAGGUGGAGGAGAAUGACUCGGGGCGAGAGAAGUGCAGGACAAAGCUGAACCAAAGAGACCUGGACUGGAGACCAGCGGUCAAGUCAGUGUGUAAUACUGCUCCACAAUAUGUCUCCGCCCUCUCCAAUGGCACCAUUUUGCCAUUACAAUUUGGAGACAAGAUAUUAGACGCUAAAGGGAAUCACGGCCAUCAUGAUUACGAUUCUGGGAACGACACGUCUUCCCCGCCUUCCAAUAAAAACAGCAUCUCUCAACCAAGUGGCAUCGUAGACAGCAGCAAACAAUGCCAGGGUUUGGCAUCUCCCGAUAAGCUGAAGAUCACAGAGCGCGACAACGCCUCUGAUUCAGGAAACUCUGUGACAAGUUACGCCUCGCUGUGCAAUCCUCUCACUGAGAGUUCAACCUUCUACGACGGGACAAGUAAGGCGCUGAGCGUGGAAGGUGAGGAUGUGCGUCCACGGAAGAGGAAGCGUUCUAAGCUGAAGAGGAGUCGCUCCUCUCGUAGGAGACGGAGGGAGAGGUCCGUCAGGCGCAGUCCAAGUAGGAACUUUUCCUGUGGGAGCUCCACACAUACAGGACACUCAUCCCGGAGCCGGUCACUGUCAUUUUGCAGCUCGUACUCCCGCUCUCCAAGCUCCUCGGAUGCUUGUAGGCAGAGGGGCAGCAUGGCCAGCACCAGCUCCAGAGACAGCUACUGUCGAUACAGUCCUGACAGACCCCGAGACAGGAAGCGGUCGUCCAACUACAAGGAAAAAAACCGGAAGCGGAGGAAUAAGGAGAGGAGGAGGAAGAGCAGGAGGAAGUCCUACUCCCCCAUGAGGAAAAGGAGGAGAGACUCACCAAGUCACCUGGAAGCACGGAGAAUCACAAGUGCCAGGAAGAGACCCAUUCCCUACUUCCGGCCUAGUCCCUCAUCCAGCUGCCGUUCCACCAGCGUAUCGUCGUGGAGCAGUAUCUUCACACGAGGCCGCAGUCUGACCUCUGGCCACUGCUACAGGAGCAACAGCCGCAGCUCCUCCUGGAACUCCAUCUUCGGGACUCGGAGCAGUCGCAGCAGGAGUCCUAGUUAUGUGAGGUUGAAGAAAAGCAGCAAAACCAGGCGGUAGUAUUUCAGAGCACGACGAGAGGCUGAUGAUGACAACGUAUUUAUUUGUGUUGCAUUCGCGUAAAAAGCAGGGAUGGUUGAACUGUAUCAGCUACGCAUGUCUCUGCAUCGGUUUUAGGCUUGAAGAAGUGAAACAACCCCCGAGGGUGUCCUUGCCUCUUACAUCUCUUCUCAUGUUGUCUCAUCUGCACUCAGAGACACACCUUGGGAAGUGUAUGGCGUGGUAUGUCAAGUUUUGUCAGGCGCUGUCAAACCGUCAAUCUAUGGUUAUGUUAUAUUGUUGAUAAGGUAAUUUGGGGUAAUUUAACGUUGAUUGGACACCACAAUUUUGCUAUCACGUGCAGACCUUUUGCAAAGAUUGAUUCUGUAACGGGGUUGCUGUUUGAUCCAUGUGUUUUCAUACUGUGGUAGAGGGCCCGUUAUCGGGUAUAAGGAGAGGUUUAUCGCCUAUGAUCUCCGCACUUCAGAACACAAAGAAUGAAAGAAACACUGAAAAAUGAAAGGAGGCGGUUGCCCGGACGGCAAGCAAACGGCCUGUCACUUGAAAGGCCAGGUUAAUUUAUCUUCUGAUCAAGUGGAAAAGCAAUUGAAAUGUCAGCCCUGGGUAAUAUAAUAGGACGCCUUCCAAAAACGUGCAGAGGAGAGUCUGUGAGAGUUCUCUGCUGAAAAAAACCCCCAGAAUAUCUCAGGACAUAUUUCCUUUGACAGCCAGGCGGGAGCAGGUGUCUGCUACUCUGACCGGAGUAAGACAUAUUUUAAAGUUGUGUUUUUAUAUAUUGUUGCUUUGAAAGUUUGGUUUAACGUAUAUUUCUAUUUAAGCUGUUUAUUUGGUUGCUUUGUCCUUUUUUCAUUUGUGACGCAACUGUUCAUAUGCUGUAUUUCUUCAUGUACCCGCUGAGAAAGACAACACAUACCUCAUCUUUUGAUUUUGCACUGAUCAGAUUGAAUGGUGAAACGUCCAAAAGCACAUCCAAACAUUUGUACCAUUUCUAUCUUUGUGUAUAUUUGUAGUCGCCAAUCUUUCUAUGCAACCCGCGCUUGUUGUGUAGUCUGCUGUGUGUCUGUUGAAUGAAUUACAGCAGUUUUAUAGAAAGUCUGAUUGAUUUGAUCCCAAUAUCAUCAUCUGGCUCUCUGACCUUUGGAGUGAAACUCGCUCUCUGGUCAUUCCUUUCACUGGAUGUCAAGUCCAAUGGCCACAUGAGGGAAAGCCAUUAUUCCAUUGUAGUAACUCCUGAUUCAUAAUUUCGUCUGACAGUGUGGGCUGCCACACACGUCCAAAUAGAAGAGUUUUCAGUGUAAUGAUGUCCCAUUUUUUUCUACAUCAGCUCUUCCACAAUGUUAAAUAAAAAUUAAUUUAAUAUGGUAUGAUGAACGAGGUGUAGAUAUGAACUGUAUAGAUAAAGAUGGGUGUUGUAUAGGUCUACAUGGUUAUUUAAUCAUAUUGUUAAGUGACAUCAACUCUUCGUCUUUGUGAUCUUAUUUUAAAUAAUUGUUCUACUUUUUGUCUUUACUUUUUGUGUUCCUCUUCAAAAAUGCUCUAAGAAUGUCCUAGAAAUCUGAUAGUAAAUUGGUGUUUCUGUGUUAAAUAAUGCAUAGCCUACUCCAUUACUACCCAUACAAAGAAACAUAGGUAUUUUACAAGAUGAUAUGAUUUUCCUCCUGACCCAUUUAACAGUGGCUGAAUUUCACUUCAUAUAACGUGUCCCCGGAAAUAACAUUCCCUUUAUGUGAAGAAUAAACUAUAAACUAUAGGGCCAUGUUAUAAAAAUAAAUAAAACAAUAUUGUCGGCAGUCAUUC
Molecule: messenger RNA, 4380 nt
Organism: Gadus morhua (Atlantic cod)
Lineage: Eukaryota; Metazoa; Chordata; Actinopteri; Gadiformes; Gadidae
Gene: srrm4
Product: serine/arginine repetitive matrix 4
Exons: 13
Coding region: 799-2583 (594 amino acids)
Biological process (GO): regulation of RNA splicing; neuron maturation; mRNA processing
Cellular component (GO): nucleus
Molecular function (GO): mRNA binding
Source: RefSeq, a predicted model, not a curated record